This is a messenger RNA of Cydia splendana, 2270 nucleotides long. RefSeq names its product ankyrin-1. Gene Ontology annotation, molecular function: protein binding. The transcript has 9 exons. Gene Ontology annotation, biological process: intracellular signal transduction. The record is from RefSeq and is a predicted model, not a curated record. Bases 65 to 1903 code for a protein of 612 amino acids. Lineage: Eukaryota; Metazoa; Arthropoda; Insecta; Lepidoptera; Tortricidae.
UUAAAAUUUCGUACUAGUCUAGUCUUUCCGGUUCGGUUCGUUAAUCCUACACACAUAAGGAGCAAUGGAAAGUUCAUUAGAGGAUAAUUUAUACAAAGCAGUACAAUCUGCAGACCGAGGAUCGAUUGUGUGCCUUCUAGACAGAGGCGCAAACCCAAAUAAGAUAGCAAAAAAUGGUAAAACUUCGUUAGGUGAAGCAUGCAAUGUAGGAAAUUUAAGUAUAGUGAAAUUGCUGGUUGAUACAACAAGAUCUAGACAAACUACACAUUCAAGUAGAAAGCGCCAUUUAAAAACGCACAAGCGCAAGAUAAAAAACGAUGGACCUCAGGAAGAAACACUUACUAAAUACAAGAACCCUAGUGAUAGAAAAUGUAUGGGUUUGCAACUUGAAAAUAUAGGCCCAAGUCAGGAUUCCAAAAGAGGUGUCAACCGUGGAUACUUUGUGUUUAUACACAGUGAUGGCUCAAGUAGUGACGAGAGUAGAAUCACCAGCUUGCUGUCUCCUUUGAGUCCAGUGUUGUCAACACCCUCGCCACAUGAUGACUUGGAAUGGGACGAAGAGAUUGGCAAUGUGGCUCCUACCACCAGUGAAGAUGAGACUUGGACUUCAAUGUAUAAAUGGUAUGCUUCAAUAUUAGAAUGCACCGGUGCAGCAAUUGCAUCACAAUCAAUAGAGAUUUAUGGAAUUGAUCAGCAAGAUGCCUUUAUGAGAACUGCAUUACACUAUGCAGCUGAGCGAGGACAUGCAGAGGUUGUGAAAUUGUUGUUAGAUGCAGGAAGCAAAGUGGAAGUAAUUGCCGGCGAUGGUUCCACUCCUCUACACGUCGCCGUAAUUAAGGAUCACCCGGAGAUUGUGAAAAUGCUGUUGUUGGCAGGCUGCCAUGUCAACAACAAGACCCAUGAGAAAAUAACGCCGUUACACUACGCAGCUUCUAAUGGAUUUAUAGAUUUGGUAAAAAUUCUAGUAAACAAUGGUGCUAACUUGGAAGCCAGGGACACCAGUGAGCGCACAGCUCUGUUCUUAGCAGCCGGCAGAGGGCAUGUUGAUGUGGUCAAAUACCUCAUAUCAGUUGGAGCUAAUGUUAAUGGCGAAGAGAUUCAUGGAUAUACGCCACUUUGUGAGGCAGUGUGGCGCAGAUUUCCGGAAGUAGUCGAAGUAUUAUUAUUGUCCAGAGCUCGAAUAACACAUUCCCACAAACUUUUACAUUAUGCUAUAAUACAAAGACAGGAGGAGAUUGUGAAAAUGCUUGCAAAUUACGGCGGAGGGCUGAAUCUCCACAACGAUAAUGGCGACACGCCCCUGCUGCUGGCGGUGAGGUUGUCACAGCCUGGGGUUGCUAGAAUUUUAUUGGAAAAGGGUGCCCAGGUCAAUUCCUGUAACAGCAUAACUGGAGCCACCGCACUCCACAUAGCUGUUGAAAGUAUAGACUGUCCUGAAAUAUUUGAGGAAUUGCUAAUUUGUCUGUUAGAGUAUAGGAUAGAUAUGAACGCGAUAGCGCUUACCGGCGACACUGCCCUGAACAGAGCGUUACUAUUACACAAAGAUCACGCGGCAGUGUUGCAAAUUCGCUACGGAGCCAACGUCAAUGCCUGUGAUUUGCAUUCCUGCGGUUUAGACAACUUAUCAAUAGCAAGUAGGCGACGCUCGAAUAAUCUAGCACGUAUGCUAAUAAAGGCAGGCCAUCAUAUAACUACACCUGAUCCUACCGCAGCGGUCCCUAAACAAGGCACAACAGCCUACUGGCUAUAUCAUAACAGCAGACAACCACAUAGCCUGUCAGACAUUUGUAGAAUGCAAAUUAGAUCUAUGGCUAAGAAAAAAAUACUAUUUCAAUAUAUAUCAACACUGCCUUUACCUACGAGCUUAAAAAGAUUCCUAAUGAUGGAAGAUGAAGGUCUAUAGUUGCUAAUGACCAGUGAAUUGUUAUUAUUACUGAAUUAUUUUUAAAUCAUUAUUUAUAAUGUUGUCUUUAUGAUCAAAAUAAAUAUUUAUAGGUUAUAACUGUUAUAUGCAAGUCAAGUAGGAGAUAGGUCUACCUAUCCUACCUACCCAAGACUCUUUCAUAUCCUAUGUAUGUACUUAAUACUUUAUGAUUUGUUGGUUUUACAUUUUCUAGUCACGUUUGAAUGUUUUACUUACAUAGACUGAUUUCAAAAAUAUUAGAAAAAUGACAGGUGGAUCGUAAUAUAAUUAACAUUGAAUGAUCUUUUGUAGACUAGGUAUCGCAUAUUAACAAUAUGUUACAAGCGAGGCAAUAAUAUAUUAUGAU